Cynoglossus semilaevis (tongue sole) is the source of this 2240-nucleotide messenger RNA. It is a transcript of the gene pak1, whose product is annotated as p21 protein (Cdc42/Rac)-activated kinase 1. Bases 395 to 2101 code for a protein of 568 amino acids. The transcript is spliced from 15 exons. Gene Ontology annotation, biological process: protein phosphorylation. The record is from RefSeq and is a predicted model, not a curated record. Lineage: Eukaryota; Metazoa; Chordata; Actinopteri; Pleuronectiformes; Cynoglossidae. Gene Ontology annotation, molecular function: protein serine/threonine kinase activity; ATP binding.
GGGGGGCAGUGGUGUGCUGUGUCACAAUGACAAAUAAUUCACUUGUUCACGCACAUGUUUUUAUGGGUGUUAGACGCAAUAAACACUUGUGUCUUUAUUCAUUCAUAUUCCAGCCUUGGUUGAACUGAUUUUCAGUCUUGAAUGUUUGCAAUAUCACGUCCCCAUGUGACUCACCUGAUGACAUCACACAGUGACAUCACAGUCUCAGGGAGGCAGAACUAGUGAAAAGUCAAAGAGCUGCACUCUUCCAGUCACUCUUCUACCAUUUCAACUCUAAGCAGAUCUGGAGGUUUUUUUUCUCGUUUUCUUGUUGUUUCUUCCUGGAUCGUUUUUUGAGCUGUGAAUGUGAUGGUGUGUCUCUGUUAAGGAGCAUCAGGCUGCAGUUGAUCUGAAGAUGUCUGAUAAUGGGGAGGUCGAGGACAAGCCCCCAGCCCCACCUAUGAGGAACACCAGCACCAUGAUUGGCUCCUGCAAUAAGGAUCCCACACCCCUAAACCACAGCUCGAAGCCCCUCCCACCAAACCCAGAGGACAAGAAGAAAAAGGAUCGAUCCAUCAGAUUCAUCCUGACUGGAGGAGGGGACAAGACCUACAAGAAAAAGGAACGUCCAGAGAUUUCACUGCCGUCUGAUUUUGAACACACCAUCCACGUUGGCUUUGAUGCUGUUACCGGAGAAUUUACAGGCAUGCCGGAGCAGUGGGCCCGCCUCCUGCAGACCUCCAACAUCACUAAGCUGGAGCAGAAGAAGAACCCUCAGGCUGUGCUGGAUGUUUUAAAGUUCUAUGACUCUAAGGAAACAGCCAACAGCCAGAAAUACAUGAGCUUCACAGACAAAAACACAGAUGCGUACAACUCCACCGUCACAGUGAAUGCCAAGGCUGUGUCAGAGACCCCCGCCAUCGCAACUGUGUCUGAGGACGAGGAUGAAGAUGAAGCUGAGCCUCCGCCGGUGAUCGCUCCCAGACCAGAACACACAAAAUCAAUAUACACUCGCUCAGUGAUUGAGCCCCUCCCUCCUCCUUCGACCAAAGAUGCUGCCACCUCUCCCAUCAUCCCUCCAGCAGCUACAGGAGCUACAGCAGGAGCCGCUGCAGCCGUCACCCCGGCUUCUGCUGCAGAUGGCGCUCCCAGCAGCCCUCCCAGUGCCAGUCCUGCCCCUGGUCCUUCCGUUCCCCAGCCUCAGGACAAAUCCAGGAAGAAGAAGAUGUCGGACGAGGAAAUUCUGGAAAAACUACGGACCAUUGUUAGUGUUGGAGACCCAAAAAAGAAAUAUACUCGCUUUGAGAAGAUCGGACAAGGUGCGUCUGGUACAGUGUACACGGCCAUAGACAUCGCUACAGGACAAGAGGUCGCCAUUAAACAGAUGAACCUACAGCAGCAGCCAAAGAAGGAACUGAUCAUCAAUGAGAUCCUGGUGAUGAGGGAAAAUAAAAACCCAAACAUAGUCAACUACCUGGACAGUUACCUGGUGGGAGACGAACUCUGGGUGGUGAUGGAGUACCUGGCUGGAGGUUCUCUGACGGAUGUUGUCACAGAAACCUGCAUGGACGAAGCCCAAAUAGCUGCCGUGUGCAGAGAGUGUCUACAGGCUCUGGAGUUUCUUCAUUCGAACCAAGUCAUUCAUCGGGACAUCAAGAGUGACAACAUCCUGCUGGGCAUGGACGGCUCUGUCAAACUCACUGACUUUGGGUUCUGCGCCCAGAUCACACCAGAGCAGAGCAAACGCAGCACCAUGGUGGGGACUCCAUACUGGAUGGCACCAGAGGUCGUGACCCGUAAGGCGUAUGGGCCUAAAGUGGACAUCUGGUCACUGGGCAUCAUGGCCAUAGAGAUGGUGGAGGGAGAGCCACCGUACCUGAAUGAGAAUCCACUCAGGGCGCUGUACCUCAUAGCAACCAAUGGCACACCAGAGCUGCAGAAUCCAGAGAAACUGUCCACGAUAUUCCGGGAUUUCCUCAACAGAUGUCUGGAGAUGGAUGUGGAGAAGAGAGGGUCGGCUAAAGAGUUACUGCAGCAUCAGUUCCUGAAGAUGGCGAAGCCUCUCUCCAGUCUCACUCCUCUCAUUGUGGCUGCCAAGGAAGCUGCCAAGAACAACCGCUAGUUCCCUGUCUCUCUACAAUCCCUGCUCUCUACAUUCUUUUGCUAGUUUCUUUUGGAACGAACAGUGGAUACGGACUAGAGUUCUGGACCAGUCUUUCUGUUUUAUCUCCCUUUCCCUUCUUUUUACCUGCACUCACUUC